Molecule: messenger RNA, 1524 nt
Organism: Quercus lobata
Lineage: Eukaryota; Viridiplantae; Streptophyta; Magnoliopsida; Fagales; Fagaceae
Product: zinc finger BED domain-containing protein RICESLEEPER 2-like
Exons: 4
Coding region: 1-1524 (507 amino acids)
Molecular function (GO): DNA binding
Source: RefSeq, a predicted model, not a curated record
AUGGUUGCAUUGGCAAUCAUUAGGCACAACUAUCCAUUCUCAUUUGCAGAACAUGAGAACAAUAGGUUGCUUCAUUGUUAUUUGAAUCCUGAUGUUAAGACUAUAUGUAGGAACAUUGCAAAAUCGGAUGUGAUAAAAAUAUACAGGAGAGAAAAGGAAAAUUUGAAGCAUGAUUUAAAGUCAAUUACUGGGAAGUUUUGCUUAACAUCAGAUUUAUGGUCUUCACCUAACACUAAUGAGUACAUGAAGAAAGUUUUGAGUUUUUGUCAUGUGCCACCUCCACAUGGUGGUGUUAUAUUGGCAGAGAGGUUGUUAGGUUUGCUGAAAGAGUGGGGCAUUGAGAAGAGGGUAUUCACCAUUACUUUAGAUAAUGUUUCAUAUAAUGAUACUUUGGUGAGUCAUUUAAAGAGACACCCUUCUUUUAGACCUUAUUUACCUUAUGGUGGUGAGUUCUUUCAUGUGCGUUGUGGUGCACACAUAUUAAACCUUAUUGUACAAGAUGGAUUAAAAGUCAUAAAUGAGGUUGUGUAUAAUUUACGUGAAAGUGUUAAAUAUGUGAGAGGUUCAAAUCAUAGGAAGUUGAGGUUUGCUCAAUGUCUUUCAGAGCUUCCUUUUUUGACAAGUAUGAAAGUACGCCAAGAUGUCCCAACAAGAUGGAACUCAACAUACUUGAUGAUUGAGAUUUGUCUUAAGUAUCGAGAUGCAUUUUCUCACUUGAGUAGGAUUGAUAAAUACUUUGUCAAUUGCCCUUCAGAGGAGGAAUGGGAAAGGGUGGAGAAUAUAGCAAGGUUUUUGGAACCAUUUUAUGAUAUUACCAAGCUUUUCUUUGGGACAAACUACCCCACAGCCAACUUGUAUUUCCAUUGUGUUUGGAAGAUUCAGUUGCGUAUUAUGGAACAGUUAGAAGAUGAUGAUGCGAUAAUCAGAGCAAUGGCAAAAGAAAUGAAAGAAAAUUUUGAUAAAUACUGGGAGUAUUAUAGUCCUGUGCUAUCAUUUGCUGUCAUUUUGGAUCCUAGAUACAAGUUGCAAUGUAUAGAAUUUUGUUAUAGCAAGUUGUAUAAGCAAGAAGCAAUAUCUAUGGCAACGAAUCUUCGUGAUACAUUGUAUGGCAUCUUUGAGGACUAUAAGAAUUCUACUAGUGAUAUCUGCAAUAUGGUUGAAGUAGCAUCCAGUAGUGGUGGAUUGCAUGGUCAUUAUGUUAGGCAUGAUGACUUCUUUGGUUUUGAGACAUAUAAGAGUCAACUUAUUGGUUCAGAUUCAAGCAAGUCACAAUUGGAUUUAUACUUGGAAGAGGCUCGAUUUGACCAUAAGUUGCACGAGGAUUUGAAUGUUAUAGGUAUUGGUGGCCGCAUUCUUGAUAAGUUUCGCAGUUCUCUUUUGCCACAAACUGCAAAAGCUUUGUUAUGUGCUCGUGAUUGGCUAUGUGGAGUACCAGUUGUACAUGAUUUUGAGGAAGAAAGUCUUGUGGAGGAUUUUGGCAACUUGUGCCUAUCUCAAUCUAGUUCAUAUGUUGAUGAGGAUUAG